AAACAAAGCUCAGACUAAAUAUGAGAGAAGGGACCGACGGAGAAGGUCUCCAUCUUUCAGCCAUGAGCCUCAACCAUAGACUGUAUGGCCUCAACUUAACGUGUGAGCUGUAUAACUUUCCCUGCAUUAUCGGAAGUGAGUCGAUUGAUAGGACCGAGGGUGGGACUAUUAGUGGUUGAUUAUACGAAAAUGUACGUAUCCUUAAAGCUUUUUCAAUGUCUUGAGUUCAAAUUUCUAUUUUUUUGCUGCGUAUUUAGACUGUCCCUGGUGGUCUAGUGGUUAGGAUUCGGCGCUCUCACCGCCGCGGCCCGGGUUCGAUUCCCGGUCAGGGAACUUACUUUAUGUUUAAUCAUCUUCGAGCAUUUCGUCUCUGCUUAUCCCCUACUGAUGAUAAGUGGCUGUAAGAUCUAUAUAUGUUGCAGUAUGGAGUAUUUCAGGAAGUUAUAUUAUCCCACAAAGAUGAAUUAACAAUGUUUCUGUUCUUCUAAUGGAAAUUCCCCACUAUGUGAUGUUUGAUGAUUAUAAACACAAACAUUAGCAUAAACAAGACGUACUGGGUGUUGGGAUACUCGAGGUGCUUCCACAGUUACUGAUAGUGUAAGGUGGAUUCUGAAGAUGAUCAGUCAGCAACUUAUCUCAUAGCCAAGGAAUUAAGGCAGCAUUUCCUCUGACAAGCACCAGACCACAAGGUUUGAGACAUCAGUCCUUCUUCAUCAUGGUCUCUUUUUAUGAGGUGUUUGUCAUUAGUUUAUAAUUCCUGGCUUUGCCCUGACAGUCAUUUACUGGAACAAACGUGAUUCUGCCUCAAAUUGCAAGUUCAAACUGGAAGCAACCAGCUAAGGAGAUGAGAGUAAACAUUUAAACACAGACGCCAACAUUUAUUUCAAAGGAUAAAAGUUCUGUUAUAAUAAAGGUUUCAUGAAAAAGUUCUGAUUAGGUACAAUUUUCAAAGUAAAAGCCUCAUUUAAAGGAUGAUCAUUUAUAUAAAAUUUGAAUGCCUUUCCUAACAGCUCAAAUAAUACAUUCAUUAAUUCAUCUCAUAGUUUUUCAACAGGACCUUUCCUCACAAAAUUCUUACCAAGAGAUGUGGUUGAAGAACUUGUCCAGCAGGAAGCUUACAUCUCCUGAAGAAGUGGUACUACCAAAAGAUCUCAAUUAUGCAGUCACUCCAGAGGAAAUACCUGUCGUUGACCUCACCACAAAAACAGUGAGGUCCUCACUUUUGAAAGCCUCCCCCUUCAACCUUACCAACCUGGAAAGGAAGGCUUUGACAUCCUUACAGAAAGUUAGGACAUCAUCAUCCUGCCAGUGAACAAAGGAAGAUGCAAGGUUGUUCUGGACACAGCAGAUUACCAUUCCAAGAUGGCCUCCUUUCUCAGUGAUACUGCCAUAUAUGAGAAGCUGAGAAGAGACCCAAAGCUCAUACGAGAAGAGAGUCACUAAUCAUCUGCAAAAACUGGAGAGGGACCAAGCCACUGACAGAAGACAACAGUACAGACUGUACCCAGGAGAAGCCACUUCAUAUGGACAACCAAAGAUACACAAGGAAGGGUUUCCCCUCCGGCCCAUUGUGAGCAGUAUCAACUCUGUCACAUACAACAUCUCCAAAUAUCUUUGUCAUUACAGCAUUACACAUGCUCUUAGAAAAGCAAAUGUAAGUAUGAGGAGAAAACAAAUAGGGAUUAAUAAGAAUAAACAAGAAAUUGCAACAGUUACUAAAAAGUGCAGAAUAAAGCUUUUUACAGAGCGCAGAUUGUUUAAGAAAUAAGCUAUGUACAAACAGAAAGCGUAGGAGUGUACACAAAACCAGUUUGUAGUGCGUUGAGAGUUGUAUGGUUUAAAAAGUAUUGCACGGUUUAAAACAAUGUGUAACACUCUUAGAUUAUUUAAGUUUUGACCUGUUUUCAAACAGAUUACACAGUUGAAUGUAUUAUGUGCAUUCAAUCGAAGGUUACAGCUUCUACAUGAGAACAAGUCCGGUGCCAGUCAGAGUGUGUGACACUCAGAAGGAGGAGUUAUAAAGUGUGAUGGCCCCAGGCAAAAAUGACUUCCUGUCACUCUCUGUGGUGCAUUUAGGGGAAAUGAGCACUGAAUGUGACCGUGUUUAACCAGCAUAUUGUGGGGUGGGUGGUGAAUGCUGUCCAAGAUUAAAUGUCACAGACUCAUCUAACAUCCUCAGCAUGGUCCUGCAGAUGUUAAAGGACCUCAGCCUCCUGAGAAAGUAGAGACGGCUCAGGUCUUUCUUGUAGACAGCUUCAGAGUUCUUAGACCAGCCCAGUUUUUUAUCCAAGUACACUCCAAGGUACCUGUAGUCCUCCACAAUGUCCACACUGACCCCCUGGAUGGAAACAGGAGUCACUGGUGCCUUUGUUCUUCACAGAUCCACCAUUAGUUCCUUAGUCUGUCACACUGAGCUGGAGGUGAUUCUGCUUUCUCCAUGUGACAAAGUUAUUUGUCACAUGGAGAAAGUUGGGCUGUAGUGGUGUGUGUGUUUGAUGCCACCAACAGCCACCAUGGCCAUAUGUGAAAUCUCCUGAGGCAAAUAAUACAGCCAGAGUCCCAUGGCUAACAGUUUAUUAUCUGGGCUACAGAUGUGUUCUUUCCUGAGACUGUAUAUACUAUGGACAACUUUGUUCCGCCUUCCACCACGGAUUUGAAGCUGAAAAGCUCUCAGUAUUUCCGCAAUUUUUCUCCAUUUUCUGAAACCAAUAUUGUACCCACUUCAUCACAUGCGUAACAGAGUUGUACGCAUUCGGCGGAAGAGUCGCUGUGAUGACGCUCUGCUCAAACAGCCUAUCCCCUGAGUGAGCUAUGCAAUCUUCGUACGGCCAUAGGCUGUAUCAAGUGUCAAACAUAGAAAACAUGAACCCCCUAAUAACUUUUAGAAAUAGAGCUGUACAGAAAAAAGAGUACUUGAGCACAAACCAGUCUUACAUUGACUACACAUCAACAUUGCAAGCAGGGGGGAGAACAAAGUAUACUCUGUGUAAUAAAUUUCUAAAGCUUGUCCACAGCGCCAUAAGCUUUGCUGGAGGAGGCGGGAUUUAUAACCUUUACUGCAGCCCGUCACCAGAGGGUGCUGUUCUCUGAGUGGCUUCACCGAAUGAGGAAACAGAUGGCGUCCGUUCUAUGUACAGUCUAUGAUUCUUUCACUGUAAUAUGACCAGGUUCACACCACCUGUUGUUAACAACCACAGUAAGCCCCCUGUAUAUGCUCCUGCUGCUUUAUCCUGGUCCACCUGGAGAGUCUAGAAGCCGUUAAAGGUGACGGUGUGAUCGGUAAUGUCCUGAUGCAGCCACAUUUCCAUAAAGUUGCACUCUGUUUGCCCCGGCAAGCCCUUUUAGGUUAUCCAUUUUAGAGAUCUCACAUUGCCCAUAAUGAGAGACAGUAGACACAACUUGUACCUUCUCUCCAUAAGCUUCUGACCCAGCUGACUUAUGCCACAGUUGUUUACCUCCUCUGCAUCCUCUUUGUGUUUUUAGGUAUUUAUUCUGUAACUUUUUAAAGAAAGUCGAAGAAAUUCAGUGUCUAGGCUGUCUCCUUUCAAACGCUGCUAUCACAAAAGCUUAACACACAGUGUUUAAACUCUUUUAUCUACUGGCUUAAGUGAGGCAGAGCAAACAGGAAGAAAGCCAUGGUUUCUUGAAGCUGUGUACAGUAUGUGACGUCAUGCUUCUUCUUUCCCCAGAAAUGUGUCUCUGUCGUCGUCUACCAGUGAAGGACAAAGAGGAGAGACGGCAGAAGGUAACAGCGUCUUGUGUAAACUGUCAACAUUAAAACUAUUUCUAGAUAAUAGUUUAGGAGGAUUUUGUGUGAAUUUAAGUAAUGAGUUAUCUCACUGCAGGAACAGAUCAACAUAUGUGUUUAUCACUGCUGUGUUUUUUGGAGAUAGAGUAGCUGAAUGUUUCAACAAAACGAUGAAUGAUAACUUAUUCUUUUGACCUUUUUGUGGUCAAAGCUUAAGAACCUUAAAGAUGUAAACUAAAAAAAAAACAGAAAUAAAAGCUGAUUCAACUUUCACAUAAGGAAGAUUGUUGUUUUAAUACUUAUAUGGUUUGCUGUUUGAUAUGUUAUGUUCUAGGUCAGAAAUUUUAUGUAGGACUUUGAAAAGGGGAAGUUUGAACGGUCAGGAAAUUACUGAACGUGGAGAGUUACAUCUUUUAUCUGCCUUCUGUGUGUGGUCCAACAGUACGGUGAGUGUGUUUGUGCUUCUGUUUGUGUGAAACCUGUAGGUUGACUAUGGAGCUGCUUCCUGUCUUUUGGAUCGCCCUGGUGGUUUUGUCUUCCUUGCAGACUGGUGGGUAACUAAAUGCUUGAUUUGUCUUGAACAUUUUUGCAUUUUUUUCAGGUUGGUGUUGCUGUUUGUUCACUCCUUUUUGUUUUGCAUGAUAUUAGAGGAAAUGUAUUUCAUUAUUCACCUAGAUGGACACAAAAUACUCCAAAAAUAUCAAAGAUUUAGAUGAGGGGAGGAGAAUGUGAAUUCAUUUGUACUUAAUCAACAAAUGUGCCAAAUAACUCAGUGCUUGUGGUCAGUGCUUUGUGGCAACAGUCUGUUAUUUCUAUUGUUGUGAAUAACAAACAUGGAUACAGCUCAAAUCACAGACUAUCUACGCAAGAUGAAUGGAGGGAAACCCAAGAUGGAAAAAAGAAUUAUUUUUAAAUCAUUUAACAGGCUUGAAAUAAAUACUUGGUGUAAAAUAAUCUGCCAAUUGAACGUAUCUAUGUCAUUCUUUACUCAUUCCCAUGCAAAAUCCAGACAGGAUUAGUUUGUUCAGGUUAGGGCUGUUCUAACAUACUGUACUGUGAUAGAAGAAUUUAAAACUGAUUUUGUGUUAACAAUACAUAAAUGGUGAUACCAUGAGUCAGGGCAUAAGUCCUUCACACUGGUUAGCGCAUGUCAUUAAACAGAAAAAAAGUGAAGAAGAAGCACCUGUGAGCUUGUUUGAGGCAGCUCUAUGAGUGAUGAUCGAGAAUACCUGACUGCAGACAAAUCCAACAUACAUGUGUGCUGUUGGACCUCUGUAAGCACAUGUGCAGUGGGAAGUUGGACCUCUGCUAAGAUCUUAGCUGUUAUUGGGAAACAAGGCAAUCUCAUUAGCAAAAGUUGUUCUUCCUUGUGUCUUUUUCACAAACUUUAACAGUAAAAAGUCAACAGACUCAACAGAUAUUUUUAACCGCAGUAUGGAAUCAACUCUAAAUUCUCUGCACAUGUGCAGUUCGACCUCUGUUGUCACAUGCAGUCAGAAGUUAAGCACUAUGAUCUCCGCUGUUAUUGGGUGAUCUCAUAUAUAGAGUCUAUGAUCUUACCAGCAUGAAAUCAGUUCUUCGUGCCAUUUUCACAAACCUAAUGGUAAACUCAAUUUAAUGUUACACAUUGCGAAGUCUACAAUUAACCCAGCUAUUUCAAUCCCACAGCUCCACACAUGCUCUGUGAGACCUCUGUUGGCACAUGCUCAGUCUGAAGUUCACAGCUGCCGGAAAGUCUUUUCUAUAAAGUUUAUGAAAAGGAAAGUUAAAGAGUAACAUUAACCAGUGAGAUCACUUGAAACCUUUUAACCUCUGAGAUUGAAGUGAGGUCCAACUUUCAACUGCACUUGUUCCAGAUUUUUCUAAUAUGAUUACAGAGGUCCACUGUGUCUGCAGGUCCUUCUCUCUUCUCUUUGCACCUUGUUUGAAUAGUAACUAAUAAAACUGAAAGAUUUACUGUGACUCCAAAAACAACAUUUAAGCCUCUGUCUCUUCAGGUUGAACAGGUUGAUAUCAGUGGAACAUUUAUGCUUUUGUUGUUUUUGUUCUACUAUGAUCUGCUGGACGUGGCAAAUGAGAGUAUUGUGUUGAAGCAAAUAUAGCAACCUAAAGAAAAGACAGACAAAAAAAUUGAAACAAAAACAUGACAAGCAGUCAUUUAUGAGGCAAUAUUUACUCCAAACAAGUUUCAGCUAUGAGUCACAAACUUGAAAAUCACAAGAAAUUGAAAUUUAUUGGUAAAAUUUAUGAAAUAAUGUGCUCCUCAUCUACAAACUUCUCCUGUUCGCAUACAUGGCCAUCCAUAACCUUGCCCCCCCCUACCUGUCCGACCUCCUGCACGUCAUCACCCCCACUCGCUCCCUCCGGUCCUCCUCCUCCAUCCACCUCUCUGUCCCCCCUGCCCGCCUCAGUACAAUGGGGGGCAGAGCCUUCAGUCACUCCGCCCCCCAGCUCUGGAACUCACUACCACCCGAUCUCAGAAACACUGACUCCUUUCUCUCUUUCAAAACACUACUCAAAACCCACCUGUUUCGCUCCGCAUACUCCCUGUAGCUGUUUUAUCCAUUCCGUGUCGAUUUUUAUCUGUUUAAAAUGCUUAUUGUUUUAUUUAUUGUCUUAUUGCGAUUAUCUUGUUUUUAACAUUGUACAGUGACCCUGGGUGCUUUGAAGGGCGCUUUCAAAUAAAAUUUAUUAUUAUUAUUAUUAUUCCUCUGCCCUUGCCUCAAUUUGACUGAAUGUGUUGUUGUAUUUUCAAGUUUUCUAAAAAAUAUCAUGUCACGUUAUCUCAAGUUAUGGGGGUGGUCAUUUAAUAUAAAAGCCUGACAGGGUAAGCGGGACCCUGAUUCAAGAGCAGAGGGGUCUUGUUUCUUGUCUCAAUCUGCAUUUGCUGCAUCAUUAGCAUGAAUUUCACUGUGUAAGCAUGUGAUGUGUUUUUACAGAGACAGAGGCCGAAGAUGCAGAUGUCUGUCAGGAUAUCAGAAGAACCAAUCAUGUGAGAACCAGCUUACCAUUUAAACUUAAAUACAGAUACAUCUUUUUGACUUUCUUUAAGUUUCCAUAAUGUUUGUAAAACCUUUUCAGCUGUUCGAAAAGAGGUCUUCAAAACAGGGGCUCAAGGUUGAGGCAGCCGCGGUGAAAGAAAGAAACUUCCAAUGUCACCUUUAUGCAACAGAACUACUCAGUUGUUCCUGGUCAUUUCCCACAUUGCAGAAUGACACACACCUCUCUGUCUAUAUCAGGUAGUUUUUCAUGCUUAUAUACCACACAAAUACACAAAAAUGUGUGUAUGUAGUUUUAUCGAGUGUAUAUAAAUGUCCUUCUGUCUAUUCUUGCAGCGUAUGCAGUGACACAGUUCAAACUCUGAGCCAUAUGUUGAAGGAGAGGGUCGGAUCAAUGAAUUUGACUCUGUCCGACCAUGAGUCGGAAAAUGUCAUCCUCCAAUUUAACGUAACCCUGCAACGAGAGUGGACAGUCUACUCAUAUAUUUACGACAUUGAUGAGAUAGGUAUUGCUCUACUGCUCUAAAAUCCUGCACUGUAUGAGAAAUUCAACAUGAAUGGACUUUUAAAAUGCAAAAGCACAGCCAAUGCACACCUGCCUUAUAAUGGCUUAGUCUGUAAUGGACAGAGGGGGUCAACUUAGUUCGUUGCAAAGAAAUAUCUGUGAUUACAUGUCUAUCUAAAUUGGUUUGGUUUUCCUCUGGCUUUGUUAAUCUCAUUUUUACUGAUCUUUGUGUCUCAGAGGUCCUUUCUCCACCACAAGACAUCACUGCAUCAAUCAGUAAUGGAGACCUGCUUGUGACAUGGAGUAAGCCCAUGAACCGGAAAGACUCUCUGCCCGAUUGCUUUGAAUAUGAGCUGGACUUGGGUGAUCAGGUGCAGUAUGUCUGUGUGUAGUACUAUGAGGGUUGACAGUCCAAUGAAUAAGAUACCACCAGGUAUUGUCUUUCCGCCAGAAAUAAAGGGGAAAAAAAGACCAUUUCAAUUAACCCUAGAACCCUAUCACUAUCACCGGGUGAUUUUUACCCAAAAUAAUAUACCCAAGAAAAAGUACUUGUCAUCAAAAUAUAUCAAUAUAGGACAAUACAUGACAAAUUAAAGUAGCUUUCUUUUAUUUUUAACUGUGCAAUGUCCAAAGGGAGAAAAAAAAGUGAUAUGAGGGGACCGUAUAAAAAUGCAACAAAAUAACUGACAUUUGACAUUCAUGACCAAAAAUAUCCUAAAAAAAAAAAAAAAAAAAAUUGAAACUGAAUUUAGUUUCUUUUCCACUUAUUUUCUGGGGCAUGUAAGUCUUCCCUGGUGAAGAUUCAGGGUCCUUGGCACAAUAACAACUGCAGGAGAGAGAACCAAAAUAUGGCAUAUUUUGAGUGAGUUAAAAUGAACAGCUGACUAAAAUAUUUCUUAUUACCAUAUGAAUUUCCUUGAAAAUCACUACUUUGUGAUAGUUAUUCAUAACCACUGUGCUAAAUAAAGAUAGUUUGCAAAUUCCAGGAUAACCCUACUGACCUUUUUCGCCUACAUGCAGCUAUCAAAUCCACCCAAACCUACUUUACCCUCUAUUACUAUUGCUGGGUGAAAAUCACACGAACACGUGCCUGUAGGAAAAAGCAGGUUUUGAAUCAGGGAAACAAAUAUGCCUUCAAAGAUGUCAAAGGCAAUGCUGAAGCUACCUCGGGACCCAUAAUACUCAGACAAACGCAACAUAAUCAAAAUCACGUGAACCUGUUUGGUUAGAUGAAAAUCACCCAGCGAUAGCGUUCUAGGGUAAAAGCUAUAAGCAGUAUUGAGCAGGCCCUUUUACCUUAGCACACAGCGUGAUGCAUGCUAGGAUUGGGAUGUAGAUGUGGGGAUGUGAUGCAGCUUGCUCCUGCUUUGGUGUUUUCUUCAGAAAAAAAUAAGUCAAAAUGGCUCACAAUCUUUUUUGUGUGUUUUAUACAACAUGGAACACAGUCUUCUUUGUUUGUGUAAAGAUGAUGUGUUAGUCCAGUGAAGCCCAUCUUUUCAUGCUAAAUAUAAGGGAGGGCCUGACAUUUUGAAAAUUUGGGUUAACUGCACCUUUUGGGCUGCACCCACCAACUGUAUCAAAUGUGUCAUUGCUCCACUGGGCUGUAGUGUACUGACUGCUCAGGUAAUUUAAGCCCUUCAAAAUACUACUUCCUGUUUGAUGGCAGAAUUUCACAUAGUUUUAUGCGCUCUCUGAAAGGAAUUGGAGAGAAUGUCUCGGGAUGAAUGAGAAGAAUUUUCAGGGGAAAUGAAUUGUGAAAGAUUUGACAGUGGUCAAAUGGGCAUGGCCACUUUAUGUUGUUAGUAAGUAGUGCUGUUUUUUUUCAAAGAUGGGUGUGUUAAGGCCUUGACCCUUCAUGAGCAUGGGGAAUAUUGUCAAAUGUGUUGAUCCAGGGCUGAGCUAGAGUAGUUUAAAAUGUAGUUGUGACCAUAGACUGUAUAUAGAACGGACGCCAUCUGCCUCCUCACUCAGUAGAGCCACCCCGAGAACAGCACCCUCUGUUGAUGGGCUGCAGUAUAGGUCAUAAAUCCCGCCUCUGCCAGCAAAGCUUAUGGUGCUGUGGACAAACUUUAGAAAUUUAUUACACAGAACAUAAAUUUUUCUCCCCCCUGGUUGUGAUGUUGACAUGUAGUUAUUGUAAGACUGGUUUGUGCUCAAGUCCUCUUUUUUUCUGUACAGCUCCGUUUUUAAAAGUUAUUAGGGGGUUCAUGUUUGCUAUGAUUGACACCUGAUACAGCCUAUGGGCAUUCAGGGAUUGCGUAGCUCUCCCGGCGGAUACGCUGUUUGAGCCGAGCGUCAUCACAGUGACUCUCUGCGACUGCGCGGCCGAAUGCGCACAACGCUGCUGCACAGUGCUGGUUUCAGGAAAUGAAGAAAAAUCCCGGAAAUACCGAGAGCUUUUUGGCUUCAAAUCCUUAAACAGGCAGUAGGCGGAACCAGGUUGUCCAUAGUAUAUACAGUCUAUGGUUGUGACACAUCAUGUCAAAAUUCAACUUUGCUGCAUCAUGCUGACCACACCCUCUGAUGAAAACUUGCAGUUGUUGGCUCACAUCAGGGUAAACAUCUUGAGGACAUACUGAGCAAAAAUGCUUCAGAUGUGGUCAAAUCUUGAAAAUUCAGGUCAUGAAGUACUAGCAUGACAUUUCCGUCUGCCACUGGGAGUUGCUAUAACUAGGAUGAAAUACAACAACAUAAACGUGUACAGGUGUUGAUCUGUAUUAUGCAUGGCCAGUUUGGAUCAAUUUGGAGCAUGCAUGGCUAAGUUAAAAACUAUAUCCUGUUUAUUAGCGAAACAGCAAACAUUAAAGGCUUGCCACACCCACCUCCUUUAAAAUCUAGAAAAGAGCCCAAGGAAUUUUAAUCAUUCAGACUCUCUUGUAAGUCUCAGGAACCUGGAUGUGUGUAAAGAAUAUCAAGUCACUUGCUAAAAAAAGGUAAAUGUGGAUGGUAUUUUGAAAAUUUGUGGGGGCACAAUUUGCCCCUCCUACGUUUAAGGCUGAUCAAUUAGGAAACUAUUUCACAGGGCCUGAUGUUGUGGCAAAAGCACAAGAGUUUUGAGUAUGAUAAGGCUCCGGAAAGGGAUCAUAUACAGAACAGAAAAAUGGUCUGAAGGAUUUCAAUAGGGCCUUCACACCGCUCUGUGCUGGGGCCCUGACUAAAGAAGACAGUUUCCAAGAAACCAUAAAUCUACAAAGACAAAUCUGGAAGUACCUUACUAUUUUUUUUGUUGAAUCUUUUGUUAACAGGAGGAACACAAGCAAAUGGACACCAGUCUUACUUACACGCUGUCCAAUGCCAAUCCCAGCCACACCUACAGAGUGAAGAUAAGGACAAAGGUGUCAGAUUUAUGCACAGGAAGCUCUCUCUGGAGUGCCUGGAGCCACACCAUCAGUAAGUGCCAAACAUCUCUGCAAACAUCCCAAACAAUAUUUGAACCAGAAAACGAAUGACCUUUAAAUACCCCGACCACCAGCCUGACUCCACUGUUUUAAAUCUAAUGAACACAUGAACCUCUUUGAGCAUCUCUUUGUGUGGGUUUGUUUGCAGCCUUGGAAAGAACAGAUAAACUCAAUCUACUUGUCAUCAUCUCAAUUUCACUCGGAAUACCCAUGAUCCUCCUCGCUUUGCUGCUUUUAGUGCGCCAUCAAAGGUAUUUUUUUCCAUAUGACCCCCCCUUCUUUUCAAUGUUAUAUCUUCUAUUUUCUUUAUUUUCUGUUUCCAACUGGGCCACACAAACUCUGUUUCUUCUGAAAGUUAAUCAUGGUGAAAGCAGAAGCAGUGAAGUGCAAAAAACAAAGAUGCAGAAGUGAGAAGUGAGAGAAGUGCUGGGGUGGGGGAGGUGUUGUUGUUUUUUUCUUAAAAACUACCGCAAAACAUCCACCCUAAACUUCCUUUGGGUGCAGACAAGAACUUUAAAAAAGACACAGAGGGGGAAACCCGAGGAGAAAACAACAGUAGAUGCUAAAGAGACACACACCUUUUCCCCUUCCCUAUUUUUUUUUUUGUCAGUUUCACUUCUUAAAUGUUUCAAAACUCAAUAAAUGUCAAUGUGUUAUUUUAUCCAAAUACUGCUGAAUGACAGCUGAUGCUGUUGCUGAUGCAGGUUUGUUGGUGUUUUCUGGUAUUUCAGGGUGUUGGAGGUCCUGUUUCCUCCAAUUCCUCGCCCCCCGCAAAAGUACAAAGGUUUCUUAGAGAAAAACGACAUCGCCAAUGUAAGACCAGACCACAAGCACAUUCACCCAUGAUACUUGUUUCAGUUGUAAAACCACAAACAUUUGAGUGAGACUGGUGUCACAGUUUUUCCAUUUUGUAAUGUUUUCAGUUCGCCUACCCUGCCCCGCCAGCUGAGCCGGUGGAGGAGAUCACAGAAGUGGAGGACACAGAUAAGACAUUAUGAAAAGUACUUUGAAGGGGCUCAUUUAGCUAACAGCAAUUCACCAAAGACAACACCAGUCUGCCUGCACUCUGAGGUGCAUUUUCAUCCAGAUCUCCCUUUAAAGACUUGCAGAAAGUGAUGAGUACAUCUAGAAUUUGUGAUUAAGCUGUAUUUAAAGUCCUGUGAUGCUACAGCAACCUAAUAGAAUGUAAAAGCAAAGCAAUAUGACUGUAAAAACAUGCUCAUAAAAUGACUGAGGGCUUUUUGCUGCUUGGACAUGCAACUUACACAACUUUUGACCAGAAUGUGAACAAUUUUUGUGUGAAUUAAAGUAAAUUUGUACAUUUUAUCAUCUGUUUAUUUGACAUUCACACACAUUUUUCAUUACAUGAUGUGGUGCUAAUGUGGCAAAAAUGUAAAUAAAGCAUCAAUUUUAUAAAUAAAACCAGCACUGAAAAAAGGUGAACACAUCAA
Xyrichtys novacula (pearly razorfish) is the source of this 12101-nucleotide messenger RNA. Lineage: Eukaryota; Metazoa; Chordata; Actinopteri; Labriformes; Labridae. The record is from the annotation of a GenBank genome assembly.